GUUUAUUAUGGGCGUCGGCGGCGGCGGGCGCUACUCCAAGCUCAGAUGCGAGAUCGACUCGUAGCGAGAUAGACUCAUCUCACGCGUGCUCUGUCAUGUUGCCGAUCUUACUGCGCUGCCAUCUCUGCCAUCUGCGCGAUGGCCAGCACUGAUGCCGAACUUGAGGAGGCGGAGGAGGCGGAUGAGGCGGAGGAAUAGCAAGGAGUCGGUCGUGAGCCGCUAGAGCUGGGCGAAGCGUGCGAGUAACCGCGCCGUGAGAAUGAUCAAGGGCAGCCAGGAUUCCGGUAUGCAGUCUCGCUUGCAUUGCUUGGUUUGCUUCGUAAUGAGGUGUUCGUUGGUGCCGUUCGCAGAGGCAGAGGAGACAGCCCAUGCUGUAGCUUGAAUGGAACUCAAUUCCCAAGAACUUGGAAAUGGUCAAGUUGUUGAUGUUCAGAAGUGGAUUUGAUAUGGCCCUAUUUCACUUCACGAGGCAGGAGCCACCACUGCAUUUCGCUCGUGACGGCAGGGACGGCCAUAACACGAGAAUGACGCGACUUCCGGGUCUGCCUGAUUUGAAGCUUCACUUAGAGAUGGCAAGUACGCGACAAUUGAAGCAGACGGGACGUUCUCGUGUCGUGUCGAUACAUCUCGACGUUGACCUAGCGACCUCUGCGAGCGAAAGGAACAACAAACAUCCAUUCACCGCUGCCUCUCCAACGACCUCAACACGGCCGAACACCUGCACACCACCCGAACAUGUGCUUCCAGAAAUUCAUUACGUUCCAGUGCGGCUGUAGGCGCCUCGAGGAACAAGAAUGCGAGCACGCGCAAGGACUCGACAUCAACUUUUGGCAGAAAAUCGAUUGCCCGUACUACACCACCACGCGAAAACACUGUUGGACUCAGUGCGGUGCCGGCGAAUUCUAUUGUGGAGCUACCGAUGAUGGAGGGAUAUUCGAUGCGGUCGAUGAGAUGCACGUCAAGGCAUCAUACCAGCACAAGGUCAUGGCGAUAAGGCUCGUGAAGGGCAAGGAGCUUCUACGGCAGCAAUGCGACGAGUGGGUAGCCAAUGGCGGUUCCUUGGAGGUGUUCCAGGAGUGCCAACAAGCUCGGGAUUGCUGGGGCAGUCUAGCAUUGAUUGACUUCGAAAGGAAACGGCUCGAGAAUGAAAUUAAUAAUUGGUUGAUCGUCAAAAGGCUUGCACGGGCGCAUGACGAGCGCAGAAAACUACGCCUUCACGCUGGCUUGCCAUCGUGGCCAUCUUUUGCAGACUUCCUCAAGGUCAACCAUCCUCAAGCGUUUGCCAGACUCGAUCGCGACGACUUUGCCGGUUCGUCAAGCAUAGCUCCACCAAACACCGGGACUGCCAACAUGGACCUCGUGGCCCACGUGAACACGUUUGGCCAGUCGUCGGUUCUCGGCGCCCCCUCGUCUGUUGCCAAUAUACCGCCACGUCCUCCGGCGCCGUACUCGCAUCACGGUAUAGGGAUUCGGCGGGAUGCAUCACGCUUCUCCGUGCGGCAACGGGUCGUACAUGAGAGUCAGACCCCGAUACCACAGUCGGAUCUUACAGAACCUUCGAGGGGUCACACAACCACCUCUCUCAUCCCUGACCUUGUACGGACCCAGCGCCUAGCGGCGAUUGAGAUGGUCACAUCAGAAGUACAACGGGAAGCAAACCGGCAGAGAACUGAUGCUGUCGCUCAGAACAGUAUACCAGAAGUACAGGCUUACCACCGGCAACUUGCUGCUGAUGCUGCUCAUGCUGCUGCUCAGGACGCCAUACCAGAGCAAGCGCACCAGAAGAGACGCGGCAGAUUCAAGAAGCAAGAGCCAGAAGUGUCGUUGUCACCCGAAAAGUCUUCAAGCAAGGUGCGGCGCAGCACUAGGGUGAAAGCCAAGAAGGUCAACUAUAACGUGGACGAUUCCUCGGACGUUUCUCGAUCGUCGUCGCCAGCAAAGUCGGAUGUCUCGACAUCCUUAAGUCGGAUGUCCGGCCUUUCUGACAAGCCUGCCAAGUCACGGGGCAAUUCGAAGAAGAAAGAGACAGUAACAGGAAACAGCAAUUUCCUCGCAAGAGGCAAGGCGAACCUCGCAGACCAGAUCGGAGAGUGGAGCCGCAGCGACAGCGUUGUCGGCACUCCGCCUCGAGAGCCAGACCAGCACACAGGAGGCAAAAAGCGCAAGCCAGAGCAACAUGUCACCGAAAAGGAGGACCACGUCAGAUUGAAGCAAGAGCCCAUGCAGGACCAAGCAUUUUUUGUGAGCACUGGUGUUACCGAGCCGGCGCAAGAGUUCCAACAGGCGUCAAACAGUAGCCAACAGUCUAUCCCUCGCAACCAAGCAGAUGCGAGGGGCGAGAUGUCUCAUCUC
Sphaerulina musiva SO2202 is the source of this 2352-nucleotide messenger RNA. RefSeq lists its product as uncharacterized. The annotation marks the transcript as partial. The record is from RefSeq and is a predicted model, not a curated record. The transcript has a single exon. NCBI's taxonomy places the organism in Eukaryota, Fungi, Ascomycota, Dothideomycetes, Mycosphaerellales, Mycosphaerellaceae.